Messenger RNA from Paramecium pentaurelia, 2433 nucleotides. The record is from the annotation of a GenBank genome assembly. Lineage: Eukaryota; Ciliophora; Oligohymenophorea; Peniculida; Parameciidae.
AUGCCUCCUUACAAAAAGAGACAAUUAAAAGAAGAGCUAGGAUUAGCAGCCCCAAAUGAAAAUGAAUGGAAAGAUGCUAUUCUAUAGGCUGUUUAAAAAUAAAUGAACAAAAAGAGAGCAGUUCUUAUUAUUAAUCGGACAAUUUAAGACGUCAAUAAUAUUUAAUAACAUCUACAAAAAAAUAAUCUAAAAUCUGUAGUAUAUUAUGAUGACAGCUAAAAAAUAGAUCAUGAGAUAAAGCCUAAUUCUCUUAUAAUUGCUACUAAUUUGGCUGGAAGAGGAAUAGAUCUUAUUUCUAACUAAGAGUUAGAAAAUAAUGGAGGUCUGCAUGUGAUAAUGUCAUUUUUACCUAGAAAUAUUAGAAUUUAACAAUAAGGUUUUGGUAGAAUAGGUAGGCAAGGUAAAAAAGGUACUGCUUAACUUAUAGUUAAUUUGGAGGAAAAUCUUUAUAUUGGUUAAUUAUAAUUAGAUACUAUUGAAGAUGUUAUUGCUUUUUAUGUUUAAAAAGUUAAUUCAUCCUAUACAAAAUUAGAUCUCCUUGUAUAUUUAAGAAAUUUUAAUGAACAAUUUUACUCAGAUGAAAUAGAAUUGGAUAUGAAAAGAUUAGAAAAUGAGGAUAGAUGCUUUGAAAAGUUUUGCGAAAUUGCAAAAGGCAUGGUUAGUUUCAAGCAGAAUUAUGCAGCUUUCUAAGCUUUGGAAGAAAAAUGAGGCCUUUAUUUGGAAUAACAUCAAGAGACUGGAUUAAAUGAAAAUGAAAUUGAGAAAAUUUUGAAAGAAAAUGAUGUCGAAAAUCCAAAGUAUUUGAUUUUACAAGGAUUGGAAAAAGAUAAUCUUAAUAUGUUUAAGAAGGCUAUUCAAAUUUAAGAUAACGAUCCUUCUGCAUAUUAUUAUAAAGGAUUAUAUGAAAUAAAACAGUAAGAAUUUAAAAAAGGAAUGGAAUCAUUAUUGAAAGCAAAAUAACUAUUUCAAAAUAAAAUUGAUGAUGAAUAAGGAUUUUAAACAGCAUUUGAUUUAAAUAGAUUAUAGAUAGAAUAAUUUUCAAAAGAUCCUUAAGAAAAUUAAAAAUUUUAGAAAGAAAAAUAAACUUAAAUGUUGCCAUAACUUGAUCUUGAUAAUAAUCCUUUUUCAUAAUACUCAUAUCCAGAUUAAAAAUAAUAGAAACCUCAAUAGAUUAACUAAGAAGAUUCUCAUCAACAUAAUCAUAUAUCUAAUCAACAUAAUCAUAUUCCUAAUCAACGUAAUCAUAUACCUAAUCAACAUAAUCAUAUACCUAAUCAACAUAAUCAUAUUCCUAAUCAACGUAAUCAUAUUCCUAAUAUCCGGAAUGAUACUUUUGAUGAUCAAAAUAUAAAAGAAGAAAAUGAAAAUAAUCAAAAGAAAUAAAAUAAUAGAGAUUCAAAAACCAAGAAUCAUAUUGAAGUUUACAAAAGACUUAUUAAAAAUAUUAAUGAGACUUUAAAUACAUUAAAACAAUUUGAUCAGGAAUAAGAAAUUAUUAUUGUAAUUUGGACCCGUACUCAUCACGAUAAAUAAAAGAAAGAAGGUGAUGAUAAGGAUCCAUCUGAUGAAAAGAAUUCAUCUAAAGAUAAAUAAGAAGUGAUUAUUGAUGGACCAUUACCUUUGCUAGGAAAAGUUAUAAAAACAAAAAAAGAAAAAAAGAAAAAAAAGUGGUGGCAAUAUCUAGCCAUGUUUGUAAUUGGAGCAGUUCAGUUUGUUUUUGGAUGCGCAGUGAGCGCAAUAUCUUGUGGAGCUGCGAUACCUAUAGCAAAAAGUUUUAUAACUGGAGGAAUUUCAGAUAUGGUCUAUUCUGUCACAGCAGCUUGGAAAGGAUUAGAUAUUGAUUGGGGAGCUUGGGGAAAAAACAAAAUGAUUAAUGUUGCAUCAGCAUUAGUAUUAGCAGGACCUUCUGGGGUUAAGGAAGCUCUCUAAAUAGGAGGCAAAGGGUUUUAAUCAAUAAAAUAAAUUGGCAUUACUGAAUUUUUGAAAUAAAUCCCAACUGUAACAGUGGAUGGAUUAAAAAAAGCAGGUUUUUGGUUAAGUGAUUUAGAUAAAGUAAAUAUCUAAAAUUAGUAUCAAACUUUAUAAAUGAUAUAAUAAACUGCUUUAUAAACAUAGAAUAAUAAUCAAAUAUUAAAUUUAGCAACCGAAGUUUUAGGAGAUUAAGUCAGAAAUGGAGCUAUAUCUGAAAGUACAGCAUCUAAUCUGUACGAUUUAGUUAAUUAAUGUUUUUAAUAAUCUAAAGGAACAGUUAAUGGUUUUCGAAAUAGUUUUUGCGAAUUAGCAAAAAAAUAUUUAAGAUUAUAGAUAGCUAAAAGUAAAAGUAGCAAAUCAGAAAAAAAUUUAAAAAAAGAAGUAGAAGAAAUUUGCUAGACUCAAGGAAAUAAAAAAUUUGAUGGAAUACAAAGCAAAAUUCAUUAAUAUUAAUAAAAAUGA